AUGGUUUUUCCGAAGGAUCGUCGUUUGUGGGUGUACCCUUUACUUGUUAUGUAUUAUGUCCUACUUUGGACUGAGUCACAGUGCCAGGAUAUGGGAAUACAAUUUGCCCCUUUGUCCAAAUUUAUCAUUAGCUUAAAUGAUGCAACGCACGUGGGGACCUUGGCAGCGACAUGUCCAUCUGGGCAUGCAAGAAGUUUGUCCGAGUUAUCGCUUUCUUCAAAAGAUUCCAUAUUCGGGGAGAAGCAGCACACGAAUGGGAAUCACCACACUUCCAGAAAUGGACACAGUAGCAAUAACCACAAAAGUAACUCACACGGGGACAUGCACACAUGGGGAAACACGCCCAAUGGGAAUCUGCUUGACACGUCCAAUGGAAGUUUGCUUGACAGGUCAGAUGCGAGUCUGCUUGACAGGUCUGACGUGAAUCUGCUUGACAGAUCUGACGUGAAUCUGCUUGACAGAUCUGACGUGAAUCUGCUUGAUAGAUCCGAUGAAAGUCUUCUUGACAAAUCUGAUGCUAGUCUAUUUGACAAAUCUGAUGCUAGUCUAUUUGACGGGUCCGAUGAAAGCCUGUUUGACAGGUCCGAUGCAAGUCUUCUUGACAAAUCCGGUGGGAAUAUGCUUGAAAAAUCCGGUGGGAAUCUACCUGACAAAUCCGAUGCGAGUCUGCUUGAUAGGUCCGAUGAAAGUCUGUUUGACAGGUCCGAUGAAAGUUUGUUAGACAGAUCCGAUGCGAGUCUGUUUGACGAGUCUAAUGAUAGUCUGUUUGAUGGGUCCAAUGAUAGUCUGUUUGACGGGUUCGAUGAAAGUCUGCUUGACAAAUCCGAUGAGAAUCUGCUUGACAAGUCCGAUGGGAAAAAAGAUAGGAAGCCCUACCCUCAUCAACCUUAUGGAAUUUACCCUCCGCAACCUUAUGGAACCUACCCUCCACAACCUUAUGGAACCUACCCUCCACAACCUUAUGGAAUUUACCCUCCGCAACCUUAUGGAACCUACCCUCCACGACCUUACGGAAUCUACCCUCCGCGACCUUAUGGAACCUACCCUCCACAACCUUAUGGAACCUACCCUCCACAACCUUACGGAAUUUUCCCUCCGCGACCUUAUGGAAUUUACCCUCCGCAACCUUAUGGAAUUUACCCCCAGCAACCUUAUGGAACCUACCCCCAGCAACCUUAUGGAGGUUACCCUCAACAAAGUCAUGGAGCCCAUGCAAAGCAAUACAGUGGAACUGCUUACCCCAAUUGGAGGAAUCGUAUCCUAGACAAGUACAGACCAAUGCUUCCAUAUGGUUGCGCCCCUCAGGACCUUUGCUGGAAUCUUACAGACGAAGAAAUUUUAAACAUGCCGUACGAAUUCCUCCUUCCUCCCCGGAUUAGUAAAAAAAAGGCAUUUAUUUUAUAUUUUUACUAUGGGAUCUAUUUAGAAAGGAAGUACUACGUCAUGGUGGACGACCUGAACAAAUGGUUUUCCAACGUAGCAAAAUCCAAUAAUUUGCCAGAUGAUUACAAGUUAAAGUGGUGGGAAGAAUGCAACAAAGAGCUCCUGUACGAUUUGGAAUGCAUCCAGAGGACAUGUGAAAAUUUCUUCCGCAACUUUAUUGCUAAAAGGAAAGGAAAAUAUAUAUGGACUAUACCAUUUGAAAAUCUACUAUAUGCUUUUUACAAGUUAACACAUGGAAGUAUUAAGCGCAACAAGGAGAAAUGGACUAGUGUUUUGGCACAGAAAAUGAAAAGCUACGGAGCGAGCGCAAACAGGGAGCAUAUUACUCAACAAAGAUAA
This is a messenger RNA of Plasmodium coatneyi, 1782 nucleotides long. RefSeq lists its product as uncharacterized. Bases 1 to 1782 code for a protein of 593 amino acids. The record is from RefSeq and is a predicted model, not a curated record. The transcript is spliced from 3 exons. Lineage: Eukaryota; Apicomplexa; Aconoidasida; Haemosporida; Plasmodiidae.